GAAAACUCAGAAAAGGGAUUUGGGGCUUAGAGUUAGGGCUAGGGUUUCGUUUGUGUGAACUGUGAACUGUGAACUGUGAAGUUCCUCUGCGCUCUGCCGAUCUGCGCCGCAGGCCCGCAGCUCUCCAUCGGACGACCUCUCGGAGUCGGCGAAUCCCCUGAGUCUUCAGCAGCUCGGUUCUCCAGCCUCUCGGCCCUCUCCUUCGGAGUUCGGACCUUCAGUCUCCUGGUUUCGCGAAUCCCUCCUCGCCGUCCUCGGUUCUUCCCUCGCGUGUCGCGUGGGCGUGGCGACGACUCUUCAGUCUUCACUCAGUGACUCAGUGUCUCAGCCACUCCACUCGGCACUCAGGUACCUUCGAGUCUUCGACUGUUCGAUGAUUUGCAGGAUGUGUUCCCACAAUAUGCAUGGGGGUUAAAUGGAGGAGUCAGAGAAGAGAAGGGAAAGACUGAAAGCAAUUCGUAUGGAAGCUGCUCAGGUUGGAGUUCGUAAUGAUGUUGAAACUUCUGCAAUGCCUGGUUGGCUUUCCAAUCCAUUAAUUGAAACUCCAGCAACUCAACCAGGGCAGGAUAUUUCAUGUGCCACUCCAAGGUUUGAUUUUUAUACGGAUCCGAUGUCUGCAUUCUCGGGUAACAAGAGGAGAAGCCAGAUUAGUAACCAGAGUCCGCAAGAUCAUUUUACAUCUCCUGCAGGACCGGGGAACUUUCCAACCACUCCGUCUCAUCAACUCCAAACCAAUUUUUCACCUGAUCAUAGAAUGGGCUAUGCACAGAGUCCCCUCAACAGCUAUGGUGCCCAUAGAAGCCCCAUGAGAAUGGUCAGUCCCUUCCCCAUGCAGCAAGGAACCUCACCUGGAGUCUGGAGUGGGUCUGUUGGCACAGUUAGUUAUUGCUAUCCACCUAAUUCAUCGAGGUCUGGUAAUAUUUCCAGCCCUGGCUUUGGACGAGGAGGUAGCCCUGGUUUCAGUUCUGGGCGAGGCAGGGGUCAGUGGCUCUGCAGUGGUUCCAGCUCUGGUUCUGGAUUUGGAGGCAGCCCUAGUCCUAAUUCAGGGAGAGGCAGGGGUCACUGGUCUGGGAACAGCCCUAGUCCUAAUUCAGGGAGAGGCAGGGGUCACUGGUCUGGGAACAACCCUAGCCCGAAUUUUGGACGGGGUGGCAGGAGAGCAAUGGGGUCUCAUGCACAUGCCUCGGCAGAGGAUAGGCCUGACCUGUUUUACAGCAAGUCCAUGAUAGAAGAUCCAUGGAAGUUUCUGGCGCCUGUUAUUUGGAGGGGGGAUUUUCUGGUAAAGAGUUCAAGUACUCCAGAUUCUCUUAAAUCCUGGCUCCCAAAGUCUAUUAGCAUGAAGAAAGCCAGGGUCUCUCAAACUCGUAACGAGUCUAGUUCUCAACCAAGCCUUGCAGAGUACUUGGCUGCCUCAUUCAAUGAAGCUGUUAAUGAUGCGUAAAGGGUGUUGUGUAUGGUCUCAUUACACAGAUCCCUCCCUCUUUCUGCACUACCAAGGAAGAUUCUUUGCUUUAAAAUGAGAGAGAGAGAGAGAAGGGGUAAUCUUGCUGCCUUUGAGAUUGUUGCAUUUAUAUUUUUCUGCUUGGUCUUACAGGGAUUGUAUGUGCAUUAAGCCAUUUGAAAGGGGAUAUGGAUGAAAUGUGUGGGGUUAUAUGUCAAAUCAAUAUUUGUAAUUGUUAAUUUAUUAUUAAAUUUUGGAUGAAAGAUGAAUUUCUUUUUUCCCA
Messenger RNA from Malania oleifera, 1724 nucleotides. Its product is annotated as protein SICKLE. Gene Ontology annotation, biological process: mRNA splicing, via spliceosome; miRNA processing. Lineage: Eukaryota; Viridiplantae; Streptophyta; Magnoliopsida; Santalales; Ximeniaceae. The coding region runs from base 416 to 1441 and encodes 341 amino acids. The transcript is spliced from 3 exons. The record is from RefSeq and is a predicted model, not a curated record.